AUGGAGGUUUUCCUGCGCGCAGCUUUGCUCAGACGGCAAGAUGCCGGCGACGUCCCCGAGGAGGAACCGUCCACUGUCACAGUCGAAUGCGAUUCUGGUAACGAGUUCGAUGGUCGACUUGGCCUACGCAUUUCGGCAAUCUUUGUCAUCCUCGUCUCGUCGCUUCUGGGUGCUAUUCUGCCAGUUGUGCUGGCUAGAAGCCGUCGCAUCAAUGUUCCGCCCAUCACCUUCUUUGUCGCCAAGUACUUCGGUACCGGUGUCAUUAUCGCCACUUCAAUCAUGCACCUACUCGUGCCUGCCUUUGAUGCGCUGAGCUCGCCUUGUCUUGAAGACCUCGAGAUCUCUGCCUACCCGUGGGCUGGCGGCAUCUGCUUCAUGACCAUCAUGGUCAUGUUCUUGAUCGAGGUUGUGAUUAGUCAUUAUGACCUCUUUGGUUCUGGCCACAGCCACGGAGGUGAGGCUGUCGACCCCUCGCUGAACCUCCUGAAGAAGGGCUCAGACACAUCUGUUCACGCCCCGACCCCGCCCCCUCAAGACCUGGAGGCUGGCGGCCACUCCAAGGAGCAGGUCAAGACUGGUCUGCCGGGUGAGGACCAUCUUGGACAUCACCGUGACCACUCGGAGACCGAGGCUGCCUUUGCCGCGCAGAUGACUGCUCUCUUUGUCCUCGAAUUUGGUGUCAUCUUCCAUUCCAUCUUCAUCGGUCUCACCCUGGCUGUUGCCGGCGACGAGUUUGUCGUUCUGUACAUCGUCCUAGUCUUCCACCAGAUGUUCGAGGGUCUCGGUUUGGGCUCCAGACUCGGCACCGCCACCUGGCCAGCGGGCAAGAGCUACAUGCCGUACCUCCUCGGCGCUCUCUAUGCACUCAGCACCCCGAUUGCCAUCGCUGCCGGUCUCGGAGUCCGUGAGACGUUGCAGCCCGGUUCCAACACCACACUGAUCGUUAAUGGUAUCUUCGAUUCCAUCUCGGCAGGUAUCUUGCUCUACACCGGUCUGGUGGAGCUUAUGGCUCACGAGUUCCUCUUCUCGCCGCAAAUGCAGAAGGCUGGUCUCAAGAUGAAGCUUUCGGCUCUCGGAUGUGUCUUCCUCGGCGGAGGACUCAUGGCACUGCUUGCCGAGUGGGCAUAA
Molecule: messenger RNA, 1128 nt
Organism: Pestalotiopsis fici W106-1
Lineage: Eukaryota; Fungi; Ascomycota; Sordariomycetes; Amphisphaeriales; Sporocadaceae
Exons: 1
Coding region: 1-1128 (375 amino acids)
Biological process (GO): zinc ion import across plasma membrane
Cellular component (GO): plasma membrane
Molecular function (GO): low-affinity zinc ion transmembrane transporter activity
Source: RefSeq, a predicted model, not a curated record